Tupaia belangeri chinensis (Chinese tree shrew) is the source of this 951-nucleotide messenger RNA. RefSeq names its product olfactory receptor 1E5. NCBI's taxonomy places the organism in Eukaryota, Metazoa, Chordata, Mammalia, Scandentia, Tupaiidae. Bases 1 to 951 code for a protein of 316 amino acids. Gene Ontology annotation, biological process: G protein-coupled receptor signaling pathway. The transcript has a single exon. The record is from RefSeq and is a predicted model, not a curated record. Gene Ontology annotation, cellular component: membrane. Gene Ontology annotation, molecular function: olfactory receptor activity; G protein-coupled receptor activity.
AUGGAAAGAAUAAAUACAACUGCCAUCUCAGAGUUCCUCCUCCAGGGUUUGCCUCUUGAGCCAGAUCAGCAAGGAUUGGUCUAUGCCCUGUUCCUGGCCAUGUAUCUUACCACUGUCCUGGGGAACCUCCUCAUCAUCAUACUCAUUCGACUGGACUCCCACCUUCACACACCAAUGUAUUUCUUACUCAGCAACUUGUCCUUCUCUGACCUCUGCUUCUCUUCUGUGACUGUUCCCAAGCUGCUGAAGAAUAUGCAGAGCCAAGACCCAUCUAUCUCCUACGCAGGCUGUUUAACCCAAAUGUACUUCUUCCUGCUUUUUGCAGACCUGGAGAGCUUCCUCCUUGUGGCCAUGGCCUAUGACCGCUACGUGGCCAUCUGCUUCCCCCUGCACUACACCUUCAUCCUGAGUCCUAGGCUCUGUCUCUCCCUGGUGGUGCUGUCCUGGGUGCUGGCCACGUUUAUCUCUCUGUUGCACACCCUGCUCACGGCAAGGUUGUCUUUCUGUGCUGAUAAUGUGAUCCCUCACUUUUUCUGUGACCUGUCAGCUCUGCUGAAGUUGGCUUGCUCUGACAUUCAGAUAAAUGAAAUAGUAAUAUUUAUCGUAGGAGGACUUGUCACAAUUGUCCCAUUUCUGUUGAUUUUUUCAUCCUAUGCACGAAUCGUGUCUUCCAUCCUCAAGGUCCCUUCUGCUAGGGGUAUCCGUAAGGCCAUCUCUACCUGUGGCUCCCACCUUUCUGUGGUGUCAUUGUUCUAUGGGACGAUCAUUGGCCUCUAUUUGUGCCCUUCAGUUGGCAAUUCUACCAUGAAGGAGACUGUCAUGGCUGUGAUGUACACUGUGGUGACCCCUAUGCUGAACCCCUUCAUCUACAGCCUGAGGAACCAGGACAUAAAGGGAGCCUUGAAAAACAUCUUUACAAAGUGGAUGAUGCACUUUUCUUUGGGACAGUGA